GCGCGCCAGCAGAUGAGUGCGUGAGAGAGACGGAACGGAAUAGGGAAUCCUGUGUACUGUGUGGGCCUGUGGUGUGGUGUCCUGUCGGUGGUUCGACUCGGGGCGGAAUGCAGAGUUUCGGGGGCCGAAUUUGACGCGUGGGUGGCAGCUGGGUGGACGCGCCGAGGCGCAUACGCUUGUGAGGCCGGCCGGCGGGCGCAGAGGUGACGUCGGUGGGCGCGCUGUCGGCGCCGACGGGCACGCCGGCGGGCUCGUGACGUGCCGCGCGGGCGCCGCCAUGGUCGGCCGCUAGCCGCGCAGUCGGCGGCCGAAGAUGCAGCAGUCGCCGACCAAGAGCAACGGUCCGAUGCGGGCCACCCUGCCGAUGGCGUCGCUGCUGCGCACCAACAGCAAGCUCGGCGGCGGCGGAGGCAGUCCGUGCUCGUCGCCCGUCUGGAGGCAGGCGAUGGUGUCUCCGGCGGCGCUGGACGCUGCCCUGUCCUCGGGACAGCGCAGCCCCGGCUCGGCUUGCCAGCCGAAGACGGCCACGGCCACCAAGGCCAUGCGCCGCACUGCCUCCCUCGACGCCAUUUACCUCAAGGGCCAGUGGCCGCCCGAGGGACUCAGGAUGUACUGCGGACACAUCCUCGUAGACAAAGCUACACAGACUUCAGAAGACUGGAUUUGUGAACAGAGAAGGCCGAGUCGUUUUGUUGACUCGUACGACGACAAACUAGAAAAAUACAUUAGGCAUAGGCUCCAACAGAAGAGCUCCGGCAGUAGAGAACGAGGCAACCCAGUGGCGGCCGACCACUCUGUGCUGUCCAGCUCUCAGCUCAACUCCGUGUGCAGUCCCGUUUUGCCAAGCAGCCCCACCCUGAGCCCGGCCUCGGCCAUCCCCAUCCCAAGCGCCUCCAAACCUGCAGUGCCUCGCAUGAGAAACUCAAUAGAAGGACUAAACCAAGAGAUUGAGAGACUGGUCUUGAAGACAGACGAAGAUCUCCACCAAGAUAAAGACAAAGCUUGCCAAGCUACACCUGACGGUCACAAAGCCCCUCUGGCCGAGAUGCUGCGCUCAACAAGGUCUGUUAACACACAAACACCAGCGUACGACAGCACGCCCUCGUCUGGGCCGCCGUCGUGCGGCUCCAUGUCGCCAGUCGUCUUGGGCUGCAUGGACUUCUCGAGACCUGCCAGCGGAGCCAGAGGUGGAGGAAGUACCGGGUCUUCACCAGAGCCGCCCCGAUUUGGAACUUCGCCGCACAUAAACAGGUUUUUGGCCCGCGAGCCGCCAGACGGUUGUGAGAAGGUCAGCACCAAAGUCAUCAUCGAGGACAAAAAACCUGCCAUCGACAUCAGCAAACUCGACUACGGCACCCUGAAGCCGUCUGCCACGUUCCAACUGAAGCCGAGCCAGGGGUCAGCGUUCCAGCCGCUGGGCCAGGGGUCGGCGUUCCAGCCACUGAGCCGGAUGCCGGACCCCGAUGAGGGCCUUCUCGACGAGGCCGCCGGCGGCGGUUGCGAGCCGCAGGAGGAGCAGAAGCAGCAGUGAAGGACUUGCCCAGAACAAUCAAGUGGACCAGCACACAAACUCACACUUACACUUACACACACACACACAAUACAUGAACAAACAAACAAACACAGGAAAAAUAACACACACACAUACACCCACACAUACACACAUCUCAAGCGCAGUCGCUUUUCAUUUCCGAGUGCAGUUUUGAACGUGCUUCUGAUGAUUAUGAAUAUAUAAAUAUAUCGAUUAUUUCUCUACUGUGAUGCCCAGCGUAGACGACCCGUUCACCGCGUCAGUGUAAUUCAACAAACACACCCCUCGACCAUAGCCUAGUCUCUCUAUCGAAGCAGGGUUCGGAACACUUACGGUUACUGUUUUUUGCCCCACUCUCUGUUUUGAACCGAGCUCAAAGUGAUACUGAAAUUCGCAACCCUCGUGAUACUGUUCAGAUUCUUUUCGACGCUUCCCACCACAGUGUUUGCGAGUUGGACGAAAGUGAUGGAUGUUCUUUAGAUUUGUACGGCUUUGAUUCUGUGCUCUCACGACAUAAAAUGUUAAUUGGACUUAAUUUACCAUUUUGCCUAAAAGGUAACUCUAAGGAUUCGAAAUGAUUCAAAUCGUGUAGUUUCCAACUUUUUAAGCUUCAAAAUCGAAUUGUGAAGUCCGUGGUGAUAUUUUAAGGUAGUCCCUACUUGACAAGAACAUCGAGUGGAUUAUUUUUAAUUUUCCGGAAAUAUCACUUCAUCUUAGACUUGCCGGGAAAUUCGUUAAUGGCUCAAUAACGGUUCUAGAUAAAGGUUUUAAAUUUAUACAUAUAAAUGUACGUGGAAGACACCCAAAAAGCUACACGAAUUCUAUGGUUUAACCAAAAUCUAAAACGUCAAAUCCUAAGAGUUCCCUCGCAAAUGGUGAAUUGUUGCAAAAUUCCUCAACGGUGAAAGCACUGAUUUUGACGCGGCCAUUCAAAUUUGAAAGAUUUGUUCCGCGUGCAUGUCCUUUUCCUUAGUUUUAAGUGUUCGCUAGGUGAUUUGACGCGGUUCGUUUAGGUAUCGAGACCAGCAAGCAAACUGACAUAUCUAAACAACUUUUUCUCCUCCCUAGCGGCCGGAAUAAUUUUAAUCAAUUUUAUUCAGGGACUCUCAAUUAUUCGGAAACGAGCUUUCGAAGAGCGAAGACAAAAUACAUCUUCAAUUAGCGAGCGAAGACACGGUCUAUAAUGUGUAUAUUUAACGAUAAAUAAAUAUAGUUUUAGCGAUUUGCCCAACUGGUCAGAGAUGAAUAGACUAAAGAGGAGCCGAACCCUGCUGCAUUUCACCCCCAAUAGUCAGCGCUUCGGUUUUGUAGUUGUCGCUCCCGAGUGCAGCCAUUCCAGUCGAAACAAAAAUUGAGAUAUUUUGUGCAAUAUACAUAUUAUAUACAUUUACCCGCGGUGGAAAACAAAACAGGGAUGGAGGUGACGCGGCGUCGAGCGAUUCACUUCCUUAUUUGAUUUCACGCGCUGUAAAAAACGUCUUCACGGGAAUCGACUGUUAAAUUUUCCUUUCGCGACUUUUAUGAAAUGAAAGUCGUAUAUAUUUGCUUUUGAUCUGUCGCACGGGCUUUUGCGAAAAGCCCUUGCGACCCUCGACAGGGGGUAAUGUACUUUGUCCAAAAGGGAUUCGUUCGUAUUAAGUGACUCGGAAUUUUUCUAACUGAUCCGGAAAUUAAAAAAAAAAUCUGCGCAAGGACAAUUUUGCUAUACGAAAGGGCCACAACAGCCAUCAUUAAAUUUGAAACUUGCGUAAGUAGCUAAGUAACUCUAUUAAGAAUAAAAUGUGCUUAACGCGAAACAAAAAUAUUUAUUGAGAAAAAUAUUUUACAUUCAAUCCUCCUGCGCCUGCGAGAACAGCUCCGUAUGACUGGCCAAAUUACAACGUUUGGUGGUUAAAUCUUUCUCAAAUUUUGAGAGAAGUCGUUCAGUCCUUGUGACAAAUUCUGAAUCUCACCUAAUUUGGACAUCUUAACGGACAAAGUACGCGCUCCCCUCGUCAGCAUCCGUUGAUUACGAUUUAAGAGCGUAGCCGUAGCCUGUGACCCGCGGUUCUAAGUAAACCAAAACUGUACGUAGCACAAACGCAUCCGAGACAGACACACACGUCAUUCACUCUCUUUUUCUCACUCACUCACACACACAAGUAGUAGGAAACACCAAGCAUUCCCGAAUUAGAAUGAUUGAUUGCUCAUGUUGCCGCUGCACAAAAUCUCCUCCAAUUGAUGAUUGCUUCGAUCCCCGUUCGGUGCUGUCGAUCUCUGCCAUGAUUAUACACGCAUUUUACUCCUCCGUUGCCUGUCAGUCGGUCGGUGUUUGUUUUCGCUUUCUGUGUUCGAUACAAUCAUACCACAUACACACACUCACAUGAAACAACGCCCCCCCAUCAGUGCUAGCCUUUUGUGAUGUCGUUGGAAUCGGUUUCUCGGUUUUUGCGGGCCUGCUCGCGCAAAAUUAGCACUUCCGAACUCGCCAGCCGGCCCCAGCUUUCGUUUCGGGGAGAACCAAGGAAGAAAAUGAAUAAAAUGAAAAAAUUCGACGGUUUCUUGCAAAGAAAAAAAAAUAACAAAAAUCGUAUUUUAUAUUUUUGUCAUGUGGAUGAUGAUGAUAUAAGUUAAUAUUAGAAAACACUUGUCAUGGUCUCUUAUUAAUCCAUGUUCUGUCAUAUUUCUACAUAGGAAAUAAAUCGAAAGCAAUUUUCCGAUUGCUUGAAGCGAACAAA
Messenger RNA from Cloeon dipterum, 4248 nucleotides. Its product is annotated as protein FAM117B-like. The record is from RefSeq and is a predicted model, not a curated record. The transcript is spliced from 6 exons. NCBI's taxonomy places the organism in Eukaryota, Metazoa, Arthropoda, Insecta, Ephemeroptera, Baetidae. Bases 314 to 1531 code for a protein of 405 amino acids.